AUGUGGGGCUUCUCGCCAUUGGCUGUCGCCUCGAUCCCAGACUUUGCACCGCGCAUCUUCAUCACGUCAUCGGCCUCCACGGGUGCCGCCUCAGACCUGCCUCUGGAGUCGGACGGACAGACCGGUGCCGCCUCAGACCUGCCUCUGGAGUCGGACGGACAGACCGGUGCCGCAUCAGACCUGCCUCUGGAGUCGGACGGACAGACCGGUGCCGCCUCAGACCUGCCUCUGGAGUCGGACGGACAGACCGGUGCCGCAUCAGACCUGCCUCUGGAGUCGGACGGACUGACCGGUGCCGCCUCAGACCUGCCUCUGGAGUCGGACGGGCUGACCGGUGCCGCCUCAGACCUGCCUCUGGAGUCGGACGGACUGACCGGUGCCGCCUCAGACCUGCCUCUGGAGUCGGACGGACAGACCGGUGCCGCUCAGACCUGCCUCUGGAGUCGGACGGACAGACCGGUGCCGCCUCAGACCUGCCUCUGGAGUCGGAUGGCACAACUGGUGCCGCCUCAGACCUGCCUCUGGAUUCGGACGGACAAACUGGUGCCGCCCUCAGACCUGCCUCUGGAGUCGGACGGACAGAUCGGUGCCGCCUAG
Messenger RNA from Pollicipes pollicipes, 597 nucleotides. RefSeq lists its product as uncharacterized. Bases 1 to 597 code for a protein of 198 amino acids. NCBI's taxonomy places the organism in Eukaryota, Metazoa, Arthropoda, Thecostraca, Pollicipedomorpha, Pollicipedidae. The record is from RefSeq and is a predicted model, not a curated record. The transcript has a single exon.